AAGUUAGUGCAUGAAAAUUGGGCGGUGAGAAAGGGCAAUAUCCAUACAUAACAGGAUAGGGAAAAAAAUCCACACAGGAAUGGCGAUUUCCUCUACGUCGCUCACCUUCAUUUCGAAGCCGCUGAAGGAACUGCCUGGCGUCGGUAAUUGGGAGUUUGCAGCAGCUUCCGCACACCGGAAUGUGGUGGCGAAGUGUUCGACGAACGCCUCUCCCGCUCAAUGCACAACUCCGGGAAUCUGUAGACGAAGUGCAUUUGCACUCGGAAUAGGAGCAUUGGCUGUGAAUUUAUUCCCUACAAGCCCUCUUCUGGCAGAAGGUGUACCAGAAAAUUAUACCAGCUUUGUCGAUAAAGUUGAUGGCUAUUCAUAUUAUUAUCCCUCAGAUUGGAGAGACUUCGAUUUCUUGGGACAUGAUUCAGCAUUUAAGGAUAGAUUAAUGCAACUUCACAAUGUAAGAUUGAGUUUCAUACCAACAAAGAAAACUGAUAUCCGUGAUUUGGGACCGAUGCCGGAGGUUGUUCAACAUCUUGUGACAAAUAUUUACUCAGCGCCCUCUCAAGUAGCAGAUGUAUUAGAUAUGCAAGAGAGAAAUAUUGAUGGCAGAAACUACUACACGUUUGAAUACAUUCUCACGUCUCCAAAUUUUGCCCGAGCAGCCUUUGCAACAAUAGCUAUUGGAAAUGGAAGAUACUAUACAUUGAUCGUCGGCGCGAACGAGAGGCGAUGGAGAAGAUACCGAAACCAGCUCAAAGUGGUGGCCGACUCCUUCAGAGUUCUGGACAUCUAAACACAAAAAAACACCCGAAAACUGUGUAUGUCUCCUUCCCUCCCUAUGCUUUUCACUCUAUAAUUCUCCUGAAAUACACUCUCUGUUGAUAUCUCACUCUGUUUUAGAUCAUAAAACUUGCUGAACAGUUUCUAAUAAGAUUUCCCACAACCAAACUCUAAUGCAAAAAAACAACCAACCAAAAACAAGGAUCCUACGAUCCUCCUCUGUACAAAAUUACAUUACAAAGAAUUGCCCUUCCAAUAAAAGAUGUACACACUAAAAACACAUCCAAAACAAAACAAAAAAAAAAAAAAAAAGAAAGAAAAAUGAAA
Andrographis paniculata is the source of this 1101-nucleotide messenger RNA. RefSeq names its product photosynthetic NDH subunit of lumenal location 1, chloroplastic. Gene Ontology annotation, molecular function: calcium ion binding. The transcript has 8 exons. Gene Ontology annotation, biological process: photosynthesis. The record is from RefSeq and is a predicted model, not a curated record. The coding region runs from base 80 to 787 and encodes 235 amino acids. NCBI's taxonomy places the organism in Eukaryota, Viridiplantae, Streptophyta, Magnoliopsida, Lamiales, Acanthaceae. Gene Ontology annotation, cellular component: extrinsic component of membrane; photosystem II oxygen evolving complex; photosystem II.